UUGGCCUCGGAAGUUGUCUGGGCAGGGUCCGGUCCCGAGCGAGCCUGGCUGCUACUCUCGGGGACUGGAAUUCCGGCUAAUCCAGGCAGGGGUGGACCCCGGUCGGCUGCCUCUUAGCCACCUGUAGGGCAGUCGGCCUCAUGAAGAAGAAGUUUGUUGAAACUUUUAUUCAACUAUCUGGAAAGAAAACACGAUGUUUUGAAGUAUGAAAGGAUUACUGCUGCUAUACCAGAGGCUACGAAUAUUAAUGGGCAAAUCUAGUAAUCACACGGUCUUCUAAAGAAGUCAUGGGUAGCUGUUGUAGCUGUCCUGAUAAAGAAGCAGUCCCUGAUAACCAUCGGAACAAAUUUAAGGUUAUUAAUGUGGAUGAUGAUGGUAAUGAAUUGGGUUCUGGUAUAAUGGAACUUACAGAUACAGAAUUAAUCUUGUAUACCCGUAAACGGGAUUCUGUCAAGUGGCACUACCUCUGUCUGCGCCGUUAUGGCUAUGAUUCCAAUCUUUUCUCAUUUGAAAGUGGUCGAAGAUGUCAAACUGGACCAGGGAUAUUUGCCUUCAAGUGUGCUCGUGCAGAGGAACUGUUUAAUAUGCUGCAGGAAAUCAUGCAGAACAAUAGUAUAAAUGUAGUAGAAGAACCAGUUGUAGAAAGGAAUCUACAUCAAACAGAGAUUGAGGUUCCAAGAACACCUCUCACACCUACCACACCUGGAUUGAGUGGGCAGAAUUUACCUAAUGGGUACCCAAGGUAUCCCUCCUAUGGAGAUGCUUCAUCACAUCCUUCCAGCCGACACCCUUCAGUAGGAAGUGCACGUCUUCCUUCAGUAGGUGAAGAGUCCACACACCCCUUACUUGUAGCAGAGGAACAAGUCCAUACAUAUGUGAAUACAACGGGCGUACAGGAAGAAAGAAAAAGCAAACCAACUGCACGCACACCUCUGGAACAAAAGGUUCCCAAUGCAGAAACAAACAAGGCAAGAGAAGAAGAGGGUUGCUGUGAUAACAGGGAUGCACAGGUUGUACUGGAACCUCAAGGAGUCAAAUUUGUUUUGGGCCCUACUCCUGUCCAGCGACAAUUAAUGGAAAAGGAAAAACUGGAAUCAAGUGGGAACAGUACUCAAAUUAGUGGCAACAAUACUGAAACAAAUGGUAGCAAUACUCAAGCUAGUGGAAAUAGUAACCAUGAAUGGGAUACUGGAUAUGACAGUGAUGAACGCAAAGAAGUGUCUUCUGGUAAUAAACUAACGUAUGAAAAUGUAAAUAGAUUGUCUAUCCCUAAUGCUCCAGGGCACAGGAGGGGUCGUCUAGUGUCAUCCAGUACUUCUGAUACUCAAAACAUCAAUAAUUCAGCUCAAAGGAGAACUGCACUGUUAAAUUAUGAAAAUCUUCCUUCUUUGCCUCCAGUUUGGGAAGCUCAUAAGCUAAGUAAAGAGGAGGAUGACAGUUUAGGACCAAAGACUCCCUCUUUGAAUGGCUAUCAUAAUAACUUAGAUCCCAUGCAUAAUUAUGUCAAUACAGAGAAUGUAACAGUACCAUCAAGUGCUCACAAAGUUGAAUAUGCAAGACGUCGGGACUGUACCCCUACGGUCUUCAAUUUUGAUAUUAGGCGACCAAGUUCAGAACACAGGCAACUCAAUUAUAUACAAGUUGAUUUGGAAGCUGGCAGUGACUCUGAUAACCCACAGACUCCCAAAACUCCUACUACUCCACUUCCUCCAACACCAACCAGGCGCACCGAGCUAUAUGCUGUGAUAGAUAUCGAAAGAACUGCUGCUAUGUCAAACUUGCAGAAAGCACUGCCACGAGACGACGGUACUUCUAGAAAAACUAGGCAUAACAGUACUGACCUGCCUAUGUGAGCUUGGAAAACAGUAGUGAAAUCAUUUGCACCUUUGUGAAGAAUUGUUUUAAUUGGAUGAGUGCUGUUUUAUUUUUGAAUGCUAUCACCUUUCAUAGGUUAAUAGAUUUUUCUGAAUACUUCAUUUGCUUGCUUAAAGGGAAUUUAAGGUAGAAAAAGUAUUAAAUAACAUUAUCACUUUAUAAUUAUAGAAACAGCUUUUAAAUAUUUUUGCCAUUUUUAUAGUGCCUAUUUUAUUAUCUGAAAGUUAUAGUAGCCAAUUAUAAUAAAUUGGCCAUGUGCCUAAAAUCACUGUCAAGGCAUUAUGACACUCCUAUGCUGCCUGAAACUUGCAUUAUUUUCAAAUCAGUAGAAUUUCUCAUAGUACAUGAAUAGACUCACAGAUUCCAGUUGAAUUUAUGUGUGGUAUAAAUGAGAAAGAUUUUAGUCAAUGUCAGUGGUAAAAUCAUGGUACGGUUUUCUUUCAGAGUGCUGGGUUUUUGAGAAAGGACUGACAGGCAGCUGUUACCCUCCAAACCUCUUCUAAUAGGAGCAGCUUUCUAUAGUAAAUCCUUUUAUUAAAUCUAAUAAAGCCAAUUUUAGUACUGAGGAGAAUGCCAUUUAAUGGCUGAUUUGGGAGAGAGGGAAAAUGGAUGAAAUUGUCAUCUUCAUUAAGAUUUCAUUCAGAUGUCAUGUAGCUCAUGGAAUUGGUUUAAAAUUACCCAUGAUCUUUAGAUGCACUUUAAAUUCACUAACCAUAAGUCCAACAACUAGUAAUUUAAAACAUGUUCUGGUACUAUUUUAUUAAAAAGUUUGUGUUGCAGUUCUAGAAUUUGUUUUUUCUUUCUCAAGUUAAUAACAACAGGUAAAUAAUAUGAAGAACGUACAUCAUUUAGCAGGAAAAUGACAUGCACCUAAAUAAUUUCAAACCUUUUGCCAAGUGAAGAUGGAUAUUGUUAAAGGAGUACUAUGCUUUAUGGGCUAAGGGCUAUAAAUUGUAUAUAUAGGACAUAAAGGAUAAUAUUGCAUUUAUCUACAGUGCAACUUUUCUAGCUCUUUUUUCUUUGUGUAGCUCUAUUACUUUCUCUAAAACUGCUUUUGAGACCUUCAAAGACCUAUGAAGGCCUCCUGGAACAAAUAUUCCAUGCACUCUGACAGGAUGCAAGCAGAAGUAAAAAAUCAGGUCUCCUCCUAAUCCAUUCAAAAGUACCACUAAUGCACAGGUCUCUUUAGUUUGUGAUUUCCGUGUUAGUUAUUUUUUUAAAUACACCAACUUGAGUUUAGAAUUCACCUGCCACUAUUGUUGUAUGAGAUACAGCAUUAAUUUUUUUCCAUCAGAUUUCUUCCAUCAAAGAAUUUAAAAUUUGUCUUGCUUUAGAUAGCUCUUUUUAUACUUUUAUACAGAUAUUCACACUCUAAAUAUUUUUAAUAUAAUUCACAAUCAUGUAUCUACAGUGGGUUCUUUUUACCUUUUACUUUUGAAAAUCUUCUUUUACUUCCCUCUUUUCAGUUGUAUCAGUAGCUUAACUCUGUAUGUAAUUUGUGUUCAGCAUAUUUUCUGUGUUUCAUCUUGUUCAGUGUUUUUCAUGUGUAUUGGAAAGGCCCAUUUGUAAUAUUGUCAAUUAAGAGAAAGCUGACUUUCACAAUUUAAGGAUGCAUUAUGUUCAUUUCAGAGCAUUGUUAUUUUUACAGAGGCAUGAUGUAAUAUGUUUUCAUAUUUAGUUUAACCCAGAAAAAAGGAAUUGCAAACCAAAGUAUCAAAGUUAGAAUGAUGGAUUUAAUACAUUGUAUGACUUACUUAUAAAAGCCAGUAACAUGGUUUAGUUCUAUGAAUAAUGAGCUUGUGGCCCAAAAAUCCUUUCAGUUUUGUUAUAAGCUACUCUUUUCUAUAAACUGACUUAAUCUUAAAUCAGUUUUACUGAAAGUAAAAAUGGAAUGCCUACUGAAUGUAAUCUCUUAAAUUAAUACUCAUAACUCCUUAAUAGAUACUUGAUAGCUUAAUUACUCCCGAAUACUUCCUAUACAUUUGCCAUUGCUGAGUUUUACCUUUCAAUCUAUUUUUGACUCUGUCGAAUUCCCAGUUAGAAGUCUCUAUGUAUACAGUGCUGUGCAAAGUUUAUAACAGUAUGAAGCAGUUUCUAUCUACAAUUUUAAAAAAGUAAAACCUGUUUUAAGCAGCUAUAAAGUUUAUACAGAUAGUCCACAAUUUACAACAACAAUUGGUACCGGAAUUUUGGUUGUAAGCCAAGGCUCUAUGUGACCUGAUUUUUUUUACAGUUGUUAGGGUUAGGGUUACAGUGGUUGUUAAACAAAUCACAUGGUCAUAAAUCCACUUUCCCAAAUUGACAUUUUUUUGACGAAAACCAGCAAAAAAUGUUGCAGUUCAUGCUCAUGGGUCACUGCAAGCAGUUUUAAAUGUGAGCUUGGGGGAGCACAUAUUAUGGUGGCCAGAAGUGGUUUAUGAACCAUUAAAGCACUCUGAGGCCAUCAUAACUGAAUGGUUGCUAAAUGACUGGUUGUAAGUGGAGAACUCUCUGAAGAGAGGUUGCCAUUCUAAUGCAUUUUGAGAAUGUAGAAAAAAAGUAGUUUAGCUAGUGUGGUUUCCUAGGGGAAAGAAAAACAAAACAAAGCCAAACAUUAUGAGGAAAUUCCAGUAUAGAGGAUGCUUAUUUCCUCAUUGGACUUAAAAAGCAUGAAAUGUAUAGAUCAGCACAUAAUGACAGUGCUUCAUAUAUUUAAAAAAAUUGAAAAUUGCAUUUUUAUUUGAAUGGUAAUUCAAAUCUGGCCAGUGUUAUUGCAUAAUACAUUUUGUCUAAAGCUGCAAUCCUUCAUCUACUUACUUGGGGCUAAAUCCUAUUAAAGUCUAUUUUCAUUUACUUCUCAAUAGACAUCCAUACAUUUGUACCAUAAGGUACUGAUAUUUUCAACAGGUAAGAAAAUGGGGUAAAAUUGGAAAGAUCAGUAUAGUAAUAAGUAAGAUUUUGUUAUUUGAAUUUAAAACAAUAUGUAGACCUUAGUAUAAUCAUGCAGAAAUUAGAGGAAUUCAUAUUUUCAGAUGAAGCUCUGAAAGUAAAUAUUCAUGUUAUGUAGCAGUGGAAGUAUAUUUGGAUACUAAACAUAAUGAUGUACUAUUUUUUACACAAAAUAUUGGACACUUAACUAGAGUUUAAUACCUGUUGAUUCUAGGUAAUUGUUUCUGACUAAAGAGGACUAGAUUUUUAGCCCCUAGAUUUU
This is a messenger RNA of Thamnophis elegans (Western terrestrial garter snake), 5065 nucleotides long. It is a transcript of the gene FRS2, whose product is annotated as fibroblast growth factor receptor substrate 2. NCBI's taxonomy places the organism in Eukaryota, Metazoa, Chordata, Lepidosauria, Squamata, Natricidae. The record is from RefSeq and is a predicted model, not a curated record. Gene Ontology annotation, biological process: cell surface receptor protein tyrosine kinase signaling pathway. The transcript has 7 exons. Gene Ontology annotation, cellular component: cell-cell junction; cytoplasm. Bases 288 to 1853 code for a protein of 521 amino acids.